Molecule: messenger RNA, 1819 nt
Organism: Microbotryum saponariae
Lineage: Eukaryota; Fungi; Basidiomycota; Microbotryomycetes; Microbotryales; Microbotryaceae
Source: the annotation of a GenBank genome assembly
AUGCUGUCUUCGUUCGCAAGGAGGGGGACCGAUGCUCUUUCCUUUCCAUUCACGUUGAUGACGGUUUGCUCACGGGUGACAGCGAUCUCGACGACGUGCUCUGUCAGCUGAAGGCUCGGUUCGAAGCUCGCAGCACCGACGAGGCAUCAUUCGCGAGGGCAAGACGGGUGCGGCGAUCGUCAACCAGGCGCAUUUCGUCGAUGCCAUCCUCGAGGAACACCACAUGGCCAAUGCCUCUCCCCAACCCACGCCUCUCGCGGCUCCGUCGACUCUGAAGAAUUGCGCCGACUCAGACUUCGAUCCCGCCUCAAUCCCUUAUCGCGCCAUCGUUGGCAAGCUCCUCUAUCUCUCUGGCACCACCCGACCCGACAUUGUGUUUGCCGUCUCGAAGGUGAAAGGCACGAGAUUGCUCUCGAGCCUCACUGAUUCCGAGUCCAAACAGAAAGGAUCAAACGGUGUAAUUCGCAGGCGAAGAAAGACUACUAAAAGGACUAAGGUCAAGAGACGCGGCGGCGCCGCGCGCGAGGGCAAGCGUGAGGCCGCAGAGGUUGGCUCGAGGUCGUUGUGAGGCGUAAGCGGAGCGGCGCCUUACAGAAGGCUGCUCGUUUCUGCAACGACUUCACAGCGAAGCAUUGGGAGGCGCUCAAGCACAUUCUUCGCUACCAGAAGUCCUUUCAGCCCAUGUCGGUGAUCUUGGAGGGGUUUGUCGAUGCUGAUCACGGUGCCGACCCAGUCACCCGUCGCAGCGUCUCGGGCUACGUCUUCACGUGCGCCGGUGGGGCUAUCUCUUGGAUUGCCAAGCGACAGACUCUCGUCACCCUCUCUAGUACCGAGGCUGAGUAUGUGGCCAUGUUGUAUGCCGCUCGUGACGGGAUUUGGUUACGUCGAUUGCUUGCGGAUCUUGGCUUCAAACAGACUGCUCCGACUCGUUUGCGGGGUGACAACCAAUCCGCCAUCACUCUGGCCAAGCACCCGGCCUUCCAUGCUCGUACCAAGCACAUAGGCAUCCACUUUCACUUCAUUCGAGAUCACAUCGCGGAAGGCACAAUCGAGAUGGUCUGGGUGCCCACUGGCACCAUGGCUGCGGAUGUCCUCACCAAAGGGCUUGGGACUCAGAAGCACUAUCAGUUUGUACACGCGAUGGGGCUUAUAGAUUCAUCGCGUGAAGGGGCGAGUUGGUGUGUUGUGAAUGAGGAUUAGCAGGAAGGCGGCUAUUGGCUAUUUGAUUAGAAGUGCGCGUUUGUUUAGUGAAGCCUGGCGAUGCACACCAACCAUUGUCUUCUCUCCACGGUUGGAUUACACGCUCGUCAGUCUCUUAUUAGCACCAGUUUGCGCAAAGCAUCCGCCGCAGACCUGGACUGUGGGUCAUAUCCCACUGAAGUCCGUUAACCGUUGGACCAAAUUGCUACAAAGCUUCCGAUUGCGUCCUUCACCGUCAAUGAUGUCAUUGUUGCCACGGUAAGUCACAUGUUUGCCCGGAGAUUCAGAAACACCUGCUGCAUCAUCAGUUCAUUCCAACAUGAAAGGGUCUCUGACAUUCCAUGCAACUUCUUGCUGGCUUUAGCUGCGGUGCGUGCUGGGCAAGUUGCUUUACACGGCGGACAAGUUCUCUGCGGAGGUCUACGGACCAGUCGUCUUCAAGAUCAUGGAUCACUGCUAUGAUGGUUCGUAUAGCUCGAUUACAGGUGUGUCAUCGCAAUGUGUGUGGACUAGCGUCGCAGCUUGGGUUGGGCACAAAGAACUUCGUCAAUUGACGGAGGCCCGGCUGAGGCCGCCGCUGAAGCGCCUUUGUUCGGAUUUGCCUAAUUUGUGCUCUUAA